Chrysoperla carnea is the source of this 6196-nucleotide messenger RNA. RefSeq names its product ras-responsive element-binding protein 1 (gene peb). The record is from RefSeq and is a predicted model, not a curated record. Gene Ontology annotation, molecular function: RNA polymerase II cis-regulatory region sequence-specific DNA binding; DNA-binding transcription activator activity, RNA polymerase II-specific. The transcript is spliced from 4 exons. Lineage: Eukaryota; Metazoa; Arthropoda; Insecta; Neuroptera; Chrysopidae. Gene Ontology annotation, cellular component: nucleus. The coding region runs from base 182 to 5806 and encodes 1874 amino acids. Gene Ontology annotation, biological process: regulation of transcription by RNA polymerase II.
AUGGAUAUAAUUGAUUUUAAUAAAUAUGAUUACAAAAAAAUCAUCCACAUUAAUUUUGAUCGAACAGUUGUUAUAAAUACUUAAAAACUGUUCGUCAUCAUCAAACACGGAAAAAAAUACCGCCGUCAUCUCGCAACAAAAAUAAUAAAAUAAUUUUUUUUGGGGUUGUAUCAAACAAAAAAUGCAAGAUUUGUAUGGUGUUAGUGUUCCAUUACCAAUCAGUAAUAAGGAAAAUCAACCGGAAAAUACAUCAAUAUUACCAACAUCCGGUUCAUCGCCACCGCCAAGUAAUCAAGAUAUAAACAUGGACCGUACUACAAUUGAUACCAAAGAUGAAUACCAAAUAUCCACACGUUACCAACAACGUCGAUUAAUUAAGUCAACAACACCACAAAAAAUCAUCAAAUACGAAGCCGAAGAAAGGGAAAAUAAUACUACAGUCAAUGCAAACCAAACUGAUGACGAAGAUAAUGACAAAAAUGAUGAUAUUGAAAAUCAACAAUCACAACAAGAUACACAUCAUGAUUCUCAACAAAACUCGUCAGUUACAAAAUUUACAUGUAUGGUAUGUGAUUUACGUAUUGAUAAUCAAUCCGAUUACAUAACACAUAUCCGUGAACAUGAAAACAGCAGCACAAAAAGUGGUGGGUCCGAUGAAACCACACAAUACACAUGUCGAAUCUGUCAAAAACAAUUUAAUACUAGUGCAAAUUUAGAGCGACAUUUACUUGUACAUGGAGGUGAACGCCCAUUUCGAUGUAAAAUAUGUUCGAUUACAUUUACAACAAAUGGUAACAUGCAUCGACACAUGCGAUCUCAUGCCGAAUAUGAAUCUGACGGUAGCACAGAUAGUUCUACAACAAGUGCGGGUUCAUCAACACGAAAAUCACAAAGAAUGAAACGUCGAUUUGAGUUUAACAAUAAUAAUUAUAAUAAACGUAAAGCUGAUUGUAUGGAUUCUUCGGAUGAUGCAAUGCCGCCAGCGACACAUCGUCGUCGGUUAAAAACAAUUAACAAUAACACCAUAAAUGCAUUACAAAAAUUUCAAUGUCCAGUAUGCAAUCGUGAAGAUUUUGCAUCUUUGAAUGUAUUCGAAACGCACUUGGAGGAUACACAUCCCGAAUAUCAAAUAAAAUGCGAUCAAUGUAAUUUAAUCUUUAAGAAUCAUCGAGUGUUAAAUUUACAUCGUUAUAUGAGUCAUCAUCUCAAUAAUGAUACCUCCAAUGAGAAUAAAAAUAGUAUUAUUGGGUUUAAAGAUCUAACAUUUGUUGAUUUUUCAAGUGAAAAAUUUCCAAUAAUUGCAAAAGAAGUAUGUGAAAAAUCAUUCCAUCGUGCAAGCAAUGAAAAUGAUUUGAAUUUUCAAUGUACGAAAUGUUUACAUGGUUUUCCAUGUGCAAGUGCAUUAGAAAUACAUCAACGCGCUUGCUUAAAUAGUGAUUAUUAUAAGACGGGAAAUUCUAGUGAUAAUAAUGACGAACCACGCUCUGAAGAAGACAUUCGUCGUUCAGAUUUCUUUAAUGGUUUAAAGUUACAAGAUAAAUCACAACAGCAAGCUGAACAACCACAAGAGCAAACACCAACAUUUGUACAAAAAAUACGUUUAAAGGAAUGCUUAUCACGCGACCCUUCGAGAUCUCCAUUACCAACAAUGGAUUCUACAAAAGAUUUAGCUGAUAUUCAAUCAAUUAUAUCAGUGACAAGUGCUCAAAGUUUAUUACAACAAUUAACAACUCCUAAAUGUAUUCCUCCGAUUCAAUUGCCGUUAUCGAUGCAAAUUACACCACCGGACUCAAACCAGCGUCAUCAACAAUCUCAAGAAAAUCAUCAAGAAGAAGAACAACAAGAUCAAUUUGCUUCAGAAUUUCGUAAAAUGAAACAAAAGGGUGAAUUUCCAUGUCGACUAUGCUCGGCAGUAUUUCCAAAUUUACGUGCACUAAAAGGGCAUAACCGUGCUCAUUUAACCGGUAAUGGAAAUGGACCAUAUCGUUGCAAUAUGUGCCCGCAUUCCUCAACUGAUAAAGCUGCUUUGGUACGGCAUAUGCGAACACAUAAUGGCGACCGUCCUUAUGAAUGUUCGCUCUGUAAUUAUGCAUUUACUACAAAAGCCAAUUGUGAGCGACAUUUACGUAAUCGUCAUCGUAAAGUCACACGUGAGGAAGUGAAACGUGCUAUAAUUUACCAUCCUUCAGAGGAUCCAACAAAUGAUGAAAGUUUGUCAGGAUCAAUUAAAGGUUUUACUCCACCAAGACGUAAUAACGAUGAUUUGAUUGCAUCAAAAUUGUCACAAAUCUCAGAAGCAAAGCGUUCAUUAAUUUUCUCAUCGCCAACUGUUGAUAAAAUUCCAUCAACUGUUGCAAAUCCUUUACAAAUACCUGAUUUCCGUACUGUUAUGUCCAAAAUACAAUUACCAAAUAUGAUUUUACCGAAAGAUGAUAAUUUACCAGGAAUUGUGAGGAAUAAUUUGGCUGCAUUAAAAGAUCACAGAAUUUUACCAAAGAUACCAAAUGUGCUAAAUUUAUCAAAUAAUAAUGACGAUAAUCGUAUGAUCCAUACACCACCGAUGGUAUCAAUGCCCAAAAUUCAAGUGAAAGAUGUUAACGAAUUAAAGCAAAUUCCACUUGAAUUGGACACACCAGCCAAAAGUGAUCAUUCAGAUUCAGAGCCUGAAGAUACGUACUCAAACCAUUCAAACCAUUUGAUGUCAACACCAUUGUCACAUUUUGUACGAGAAAGUCGUCCAAUAGCUGCACCAAUGGAUUUAAGUAUGGAUGUUUUAGAUUUAAGUAAAAAGAAACGAGACGUAACACCAGAGCCAGAAAUUCAAAAUCAUGAAGAUGAUGAUAAUGAUAGUUUAGACGAAGACGAAGCAAAACCACAAGAUUUAACAAUUAAAACAAUGAGUCAAAUGGCAGCGGCGGCAACACCUCCUCCGGCAUCAAUAUUUGAAAAAACACAAUUAUUACUAGCACAACAAUUACUGAAACGAGACACAGUAGUUCCUUCAGUGUUUCCGCCAAAUUUCUAUUCUAAUUUUUAUAAUGCGAAUACACGACCACCAACAGUGCCAUCAUUAACCACACCACCACAGUUUGGAAAUUUCCCCGGAAUAAAUCCAUAUUUCUUACAAGCUCAUCCAUUUUUAACACCAACUGCAUCACCACAAGAUUUUCAAGAGAUGAAAGAACGAUUUCAAAAAGAAUUUCUUGAAAAGUUACGUGGCUUACAAAUGAGCGGUGGUGGUUUAAUUAUGGAACAAUUAGCUAGCGAGAAAUUGCAAUCGUUUCAGCAAAAACAAGAUCAAAAUACUGAUGAAAAGUCACCGUUGACCAUUGAUACAAAUCAACCAUUUAACAGUGAUAAUAAUUCGCGUUCACCAAUGAAGCAACAAUCAACACCAAAAAUGACUGAAAAUAUUAUUUCUCAUACACCAAAUUCGGUGAAAAUGGUUAUUAAAAAUGGAGUUUUAAUGCCAAAACAAAAACAGAGACGUUAUCGUACUGAACGUCCAUUUUCAUGUGAACAUUGUUCGGCUCGAUUUACGCUACGCUCAAAUAUGGAACGACAUAUUAAACAACAACAUCCACAAUUUUGGUCACAGCGUCAAAGAUCCAAUAUGUCAGCUGGUGUGCCUGGUCGAAAACCAUCUUUACAAAUUUUACCAAACAUUCAACAACAGCAACAAGCACAAAAUUUUGAUUUGCAUAAAAAUUUAUCAAAUUUACCGAAUGUACCAAAAGAGAUCCCACCAAAUUUUUCUCUACCAACAUUGAACGAUUUAAAUAAACAACAACCAUUGUUAAUUAGCGAUCAAGUAAAAUUCGCCAUUUUAGCACAACAAUUAAAACAACAGUCAAUGAAACAACAGAAUUUUUCGAAUAAUGUUGUGGUAAAAGACGAGAAUUCACAUGGAAAUGAUGAUGAAGAAGAGAAUGAUGCUUUGGUGAUUGAUGAAGAAAUCUCACAGCAAAGUGCGUCCACAAUUGAACGUAACAAUCAAACUUCUUCGCCAUUAGUGAUUAAAUCUGAUUUAUUACCAACAAUUUUGCCACAACAGCAACAGCAAAAUGAACAAAAGAAAAAUUUAGAAGAAAAGUUAAAAAUGAUACGAGAAAAAUUAUUACAACAAGAGUCAAAUAAAAAAUUUAAUGAAAGCUUAGCUAUAAUGGAUGAACAAAAACGUGAAGAAAUUAUUCGGAAUGAAGAUUUAGUACCUGUAUCAAAAUUAUUAGAUAAUGCUGCUCAAAUACCAUUUCGUGAAUAUUUUCGGCGUGAUACAGAAGAUACUGAAACACCCUCCGAAGAAGAGGAAGAAGGAUUUUUAGCUACAAGUGGUAGUACUAGUGAAGGAAAUAUUUCAGGCAGUGAUGGCAAUAGAUCCGAAUCAGAACAUCAACAUUCAAAGAAUACAUCAAACAACAUAAAAGAAAAUAACAACACCGAACAAUCAAAUGAAAUGCCAGUUAAGAAAAAAUCAGCAUACUCAUUAGCACCAAAUCGUGUCAUAUGCCCAUAUUGUCAUCGUAAAUUCCCAUGGUCAUCAUCAUUACGCCGCCAUAUCCUAACACACACCGGGCAAAAACCAUUUAAAUGCUCACACUGUCCACUAUUAUUUACAACAAAAUCGAAUUGUGACCGCCAUUUAUUACGAAAACAUGGCAAUGUUGUGAAUCAAACCGCAUCAAAUAAUAAUAAUAAUAAUAACAAUAAUAAUACGACUACACAAUCGUCAAAUGAUCAAACAACUCCAAAUGCGAUUCCCACAACAAAUUACAUGAUGCGAAAUGUACCCGAACGCCCAUUUAAAUGUUCAACAUGUCCCAGCUCAACAUUUUCAACCUUAAGUAAUCUAAAAAAGCAUGUUUCGUGUAAACAUAGUGGAUCAACAUCACCUACAUCAAACAAAGGUGAUGGAGACCGACCAUCUGUUACGUCAGGUAGUGUUUAUGAUAGUCAUUCUUCAGAAGAUGAAUACUCACGCGUUGAGAAGUUGAUAAAAACUUACAAAAAUGAUAAUUGGGAUCAAAACAUUAACAAUAACACCGAUUCAUUGAUAACAAAUUCAACAACAAAUGGAAAUAAUAAUCCGGGAGCAACGCCACAAAAUUCUGAUUUACCAUUUAAAUGUCAUUUAUGUGACAGCUCAUAUGGUGAACGUCAAGAGGCUUUGGACCAUAUUAAAGAUCAACAUACCGCUGAAUACGAAUUAUUGUUAUCAAAAGGUGCGCUAGAACAAUCUCAAAUACAUCACGAACAACAUCAACACAGCAUCGAAAAUCAUAGCGAUGAACAAGAUGAUCAAAUUCAUUUACGUGGUAAAUUCCCUGAUUAUGCUAAUCGUAAAGUAAUGUGUGCAUUUUGUAUGCGUCGUUUUUGGUCUGCAGAAGAUUUACGUCGUCAUAUGCGUACCCAUACUGGGGAGCGUCCGUUUUCCUGUGAUGUAUGCCGACGACGUUUUACGCUAAAGCAUUCCAUGUUACGUCAUCGUAAAAAACAUAAUAAUAAUAAUAAUAAUAACAAUAGCGAUGCUGAGACGACACCUUCAAAUUUGACUACGAAUAACAACGAUGAUAAUAAUAUUCAAAGUAGUAGUGCUGGUGAAGAAACGGAUUUAGAAAAACCUAGUGAAAAUAAUAAUAAUAAUUUAUUAGUGAAAUCAACAGCUGCAGCUGAGGAGCCAGAAAGUGGUGGUAGUGAUUUAUUAAGUAAUUUAUUACAAAUUCGUGAUCGCUCAAUUAUUGAUCAAGUUUUAGUAUCAUCCGCCGAUGAUGCUGCUAAAUUAUUAGGAGUAAAUAAAAAUAUCGAUUAACUUUAAAUAAAAUGUAUACGGAAGCCUUGUUAGACGUACUUAAUAAGAUCUCAUUCAUAUCAUAUAGGUAACAAAAAAUACAUUUGAAUCAGAAAAAAUCUUUUAUAUCGGACAUGUAAUAAAUAAUUCAAUCGAAAAUCAAUAAAAACAAAUAAGGCCAUUUCCACUUAAGGGCAAAACUACGCCGGUUGUUAACCAAACCGUAAAUAUUUUUAGUAAUAAAUAAUUUCGAGUAAAAUUUAGUCAAUUACAUUUCUGACACUAAAGAAUUUAAAGUUUUCACUAUUUUUUUUAAAAUUCCAUAACGUGUGUUUUUGGCGUGAAAUUUCACAAGAGUUUUUGCAAUCACUUAAAAUUGAUUUUAUUUUCUCAAUAUAAAAUAUUAUCAAA